Larimichthys crocea (large yellow croaker) is the source of this 1856-nucleotide messenger RNA. Its product is annotated as opioid growth factor receptor. Gene Ontology annotation, molecular function: opioid growth factor receptor activity. Gene Ontology annotation, cellular component: membrane. NCBI's taxonomy places the organism in Eukaryota, Metazoa, Chordata, Actinopteri, Sciaenidae. Bases 43 to 1323 code for a protein of 426 amino acids. The transcript is spliced from 8 exons. The record is from RefSeq and is a predicted model, not a curated record.
AAAAGUGAAACGAAAGUGAAACAGACAGCACAUGAAGCUCAGAUGAGACCUAUGUCAUUGCUCUGCCGCCUCGGACACUUGAUGUCUCUGAUGGCCUGUCUUCUCUACAACACGCUGUCGCCUGUGUUUGGCUGGUUAUGGCGCUGGCUCCGUCCUCGGUUUCUCCGUGUUACAUCUUAUAUAGUCACAUCUGCGCGGUUAGCGUUAGGCUGGACGGAGGACACCGGAAGAAGAAGAGAGAAUUUUGAGAUCAGCGACGACGACGACGACGACCCUCCAGUGAAGAGUCACCCGGUUAUAGUGACGUCGCCUGAGGAUCAACGGGAGCCUUUGGGUAGGGUCGGGGUCGCAGGCUCACUCAGAUGGCCCGCAGACCAACCGGCGAUGCGUAAGGACACAAAACCAGCUGAGCAUCAGCGUGACGAAGAGUAUGAUGACGAAGAUGACGAAGAUGAUGAUGAAGAGUAUCGAGUGAAGACGACAGACGAGCUGUACUGUUGUUACGAUUCAACCUGGGAGACUGAGGAGACCCAGGAGAGCAUGCACACGGGCCCCAGGGGCCACAGGAGGCCAGCAGCGUCCCGCAGAUAUUACAAAUUCAGCAGAUUUGAAAGUGCUGCAAGAGACAUGCAGAACUACAGGCAUGACUACCCUACCAGGCCGCAACAUUGGAUGAAUCCAGUAUCUAACGGUACACCUAAUUUGAAUUUCUACCUCGGACAUGAGCCCUCUGUGCCUGACGGUGUCUACAUCCACACGUUUCACGAUGUGUGGCUUGGAGACUAUCAGAGACUGGAGUAUGUACACACUUAUAUCCAAUGGUUGUUCCCACUGCAAGAACCAGGGAUGAACUACCAGGCCAGUCCAUUGACCAAAGAAGAAAUUCAGGGUUUUCUUGAAAACAGCAUUGCAAAGGAAAAUCUGUUGAAGUCCUACAAGCUCAUGUUGGACUUCUAUGGUAUCGAGUUGUGUGAUGAGAGAACGGGAGAAGUCAAGAGAGCAAAAAACUGGAAAGACAGAUUCAACAACCUCGACGCUCACAGUCACAACAACCUGCGCAUCACCCGCAUCCUGAAGUGCCAGGGAACCCUGGGUUACCCUCACUACCAAGCCCCCCUGGUCCGCUUCUUCCUGGAGGAGACUCUCGUCAAUGGACAACUCCAAAGUGUCAAGGACAGUGUUCUUAACUACUUUGUGUUUGCUGUCCUCGAUAAGAAGGAACGCAGGAGUCUCAUCGAGUAUGCCUAUAUGAACUAUGACCAUAAAGACGAGUUUGUAUGGUGCCCAAGGAAAAUUCAGAUGAUGUGGUCUAAGCGGUUUUGAGUCUGGAUAAUGCAAAAGCCAAAGACCUGCUAAAUGCUGCUGCCUAAGCAAAAUGCACUACUAAAUAAUCAUUACAGACUCAGUUACACGCAGGAAAUUACAAUAUGUGUGAUAUUUGUUGUCAAACUUGAUACUGCCAAUUAAACUUGACAAUAGCACAUCAAUUUUAUACUUAUUUUUAUUAUACAGGUUUAGAUAAAUUGGACAAAUGAAGAUUUGUAAGACUUGUAUGAGCCUGAUUGUGCGUAAUAAGCCUGUAACAACAGUUUGCAAUGCUUUAUCUAAUAUCUUCUUUUCGGAUUGUAUUCACAUAACAUUUUUUGUUCGAACAAUCGGUUUUGUGUAUGGGAGUUGUGUCACUGGUUAACUGCACCAAAGUGACUUGUUUGUACUAAGGUGAUACUGUUUCUUUUAGAUUGAGUUUCGUUAACUUCGAGGAAAGCCACUGACAUCUUUCUGAUGCAGGACUCCUGUGGUGCAAAAAAGUUCUUGAUUGUUACAAAUGUUAAAUAAAUUACUUGGUUGCAUUAACA